Messenger RNA from Hippoglossus stenolepis (Pacific halibut), 1666 nucleotides. RefSeq names its product somatomedin-B and thrombospondin type-1 domain-containing protein. The record is from RefSeq and is a predicted model, not a curated record. Bases 584 to 1381 code for a protein of 265 amino acids. Lineage: Eukaryota; Metazoa; Chordata; Actinopteri; Pleuronectiformes; Pleuronectidae. The transcript has 5 exons.
CUGUGGUGGGCAAACCUCACACCGGGGUCACGGUAACUCUGCACGGAGAGAGGCAAAGAGAGAGAAAAGGUAAACAAGAGGGAGACAGGUGAGGAAUAGAGAGAGAGAGAGAGAGAGAGAGAGAGAACAGGAGGGAAAACACUGAGCGGCUCACCCCUCCCUCGCCCUCAUUGUCUCUUCCCGUGUGUGUGAUCGACUCGAGGGAGGUGCUCAGAUGGAAACGGGGAGGAAGGGAGAGAGGGAGCACACACACACACACAGACACACACAACAUGAGAGACAGUCUGAUGAUCAGAGCUGGGAUGGGGGGCUCUGCUCUGUAGGUCGCUCUGCUUCUGGAGGGAGACGGAGAGGCUGGGCACAGGAAUUCCAGGUCACAAGGGUUCCUGUGGCACGGCACAGUCUCGGCCGAGUUGGGCUGGGCUGGUAUUUCCAAACUCUCCCUCUCACGGUCAUGAGCGUGACAGGGUGAGAGAAGGACGACGGUGGGAAUACACACAUCCAGAAGAGGAGAAGACGGAGAGGGAAACCAGGAGGCCGGUGUUUCACUCCAGGGGUUGACCUCUGGCCUGACCCCCCCAUCAUGAUGAUGGGAUCAUCUGAGGAGUUUGCCUGUUUGUUGCUGCUGGUUUCGACACUGGCCAAGAACCACUUGGUGUCAGGCGGUUGUUCGGGCAAAUGCUGCCGGGGCCGAGACUUGAGCUGUUCCACCACCGACUGGAGGAUGGACCGCGUGUAUGGGGAGUGCUACUGCGACGAGGGCUGCGUCAGGACCAAGGACUGCUGCUUCGACUACUUCACCGAGUGUCCAGCUCAGGACUGCGCCGUGAGCGACUGGAGCUUUUGGAGCGGCUGUGCCAAGCCCUGCCUGCCGUCGGUGCGAGUCCGCAUCCGCCAGGUAGAGCAGCGGCCCAGUAACAGUGGAGAGGCCUGUCCCAGCCUUGAGCAACGGGCCGGCUGCAGGGAGUACAGGGAUCACCAGGGCAACCACUGUGGACUCAACUCAGGUCCUGCAUUCAUCACCAGCAUGGAGUUUGGCAAGGGAAGGCCUAAGCAUGACAGCUAUGGAAACCCCCUGGACCCUGGGUUCUGUGUGGAAUUCACACUGGAGUCGCGGACGCCCCACUGCACCGUGGAGAACCGGCCACACACACACUGGAUGCGCUACAUAACGGAGGGCUUCAGAGUGUGUGUGGCAUGUGAACCUCCUGCCAUGCGAAACAAUAGCGGCAGCUGCCAAGGAGACGGUCAGGAGUCGGACAAAGAAGCGUCGCUCCGCUGGCAGGCGGUGGGGAACCCUCAGUGCCGCGGGACGUGGAAGAAGGUCCAGAGAACCCACCAGUGUCACUGUCCACCGCAGCACAGCUUCGUCUUCAUCUGAUCCGAACCAGAGAGCAGAGCUCCGAUCUGAUCCCUCAUCAGUGGAACUGAGAUAUCGCUCAGAUCUGAGGUGUUGACGCUGCAGGCUUCUUGUACUAAGAGACUUAAUACAUGUGAUGGUGGCGCAGUGCAACUAGAAGUAUGUUAAUAUACUUCACAUAUCACACAUGAUGUAAAAGCAUUUUUCAAAUCACCAUGCACAUUUCCAUUGUUCUGUUUAAUGUAGCAUACUGUGUAAAGACACCACUUCCAACACGCAUUAAAAACCUGUCAGUUGUUUUUUGUA